AUUAUCACCAACCCAGAUCCCAUAACUUAAUAAAUUUUCGUCUGAAUAGUGUUUGUGCGUAUAUAACAGCAGGCACGGCAAAUCACAUUUCCACUUUCGUAAAGUCGACACUUUCAACAGGGUAGAAUCCUUAAAUUUUGCUAAAAGAGUACAUAAUUGACAAACUUGCGACAAAAAUGGCCGACAAAGUCAAAGAAGUUGAAAGCCUUGAAUCCAUCCUGGAAUCCAACCUGCCCCCAGACGCUCUGGCAAGGGUGUGGACCAUUUUGUAUGGGACAACCUACCCACCCUGUGGGUUGACAAUUCCCCCAGCCACGGUAGACUUGGCCUCCGCGUCCUCGAUUCAGGUGAAGACGCACAAAUUCUCCGCAGCUUCGGAGCAACUCCGCCCCCCACGCAUCGUACGUGUGGGUCUCUUCCAAAAUAAGUUGCCACUCCCAACAACCACCCCCGUCGCAGAACAGCGUGCGGCCCUACAUAAACUUGCUGAGAAAGCUGUCACGAUUGCCGCUCAGGCUGGCGUUAAUGUCUUUUGCUUUCAAGAAACCUGGACCAUGCCAUUUGCAUUCUGCACUCGAGAGCGACUUCCGUGGGUGGAAUGUGCCGAGCCGGCGGAGGACGGCCCAACAACGCGAUUCCUUCAACAGCUCGCUCAACGUUACAACAUGGUCAUCAUUAAUCCCAUCCUUGAGCGAGAUGGUGGGGAUGUCCUUUGGAAUACGGCCGUCGUGAUUUCUAAUUCUGGACAAGUUUUGGGGAAAACGAGGAAAAAUCACAUCCCUCGAGUUGGCGAUUUUAACGAGUCGACGUAUUACAUGGAAUCCACUCUUGGCCAUCCCGUCUUCGAUACUGCAUUUGGUCGCAUUGGGAUCAACAUUUGUUACGGGAGACAUCACCCCUUGAACUGGGCCAUGUUUGGAUUCAACAAUGCGGAAAUUGUUUUCAACCCGUCGGCAACUGUGGGAGCACUGAGCGAACCCUUGUGGGGCGUAGAGGCCAGAAAUGCAGCCAUUGCCAACAGUUACUUUGCCUGUGCGAUUAACCGUGUUGGAACGGAGAGCUUUCCGAAUGAGUUUACAUCAGGCGAUGGAAAGCCGGCGCAUAAGGACUUUGGACAUUUCUACGGAUCUUCUUACGUGGCAGGGCCGGAUGGGUCUCGAAGUGCAGGUCUUUCGCGGAUUUCGGAUGGACUAUUGGUGGCUGAAUUAGAUCUGAAUUUGUGUCGGCAAGUUCGAGACAAGUGGGGCUUCAGGAUGACUCAACGGUUACCAAUGUAUGGGGAACUCUUUACGAAAGCGAGCAAACCAGAUUACAAACCCCAAAUCAUUGGAGAACGGGAAAAACCAAGAGAAGAUUAGAAAAUUUAUUUCCUUUAAAACUCAUUUUUCAUUGGAAUUGAAGAACUGUGUACUCAACAAAUCAAAUAAAUUAGCAAUUAUUGUAGCGUCCAAAAUUUCUAA
Messenger RNA from Folsomia candida, 1460 nucleotides. Its product is annotated as beta-ureidopropionase. Gene Ontology annotation, molecular function: beta-ureidopropionase activity. Lineage: Eukaryota; Metazoa; Arthropoda; Collembola; Entomobryomorpha; Isotomidae. The coding region runs from base 177 to 1358 and encodes 393 amino acids. The transcript has 11 exons. The record is from RefSeq and is a predicted model, not a curated record.